Molecule: messenger RNA, 620 nt
Organism: Drosophila novamexicana
Lineage: Eukaryota; Metazoa; Arthropoda; Insecta; Diptera; Drosophilidae
Exons: 3
Coding region: 21-614 (197 amino acids)
Source: RefSeq, a predicted model, not a curated record
CCCACGUGCCAGGCAGAACCAUGGCCUAUUGCAGCGUGACCAGCACGCCACAACGCUUUGCAAACUGUUUGUCAAAUUUUCAAAUACAAGAUUUGCUUGUGUUGAAGAAAUCAAUGGAACUCAUGACUCGCGCCGAGAGUCAGCGCGGAGACCUUACCGAUGAUAUUGCAAGUUGCACCAAUACGACUGAGCCCCAGCGCAUGGCUUUAAUGGCUGCCGAUCGGGGUGACCAUGGCAUGUCGGGCGGUGGCAGCCAACAGCCCUGGCAAAGUGAUCCGGCAGCCUCCUGGGUCGAGGAGAAGCCAUCUAAGCUGCAGACAUUGUUUCAAAUAAGCAUUACUGCCUUGGCUUUUCUUUCGUUUGGCGGCUAUUUGCUUUGCCUCAUAGUUCAGGCCAUUAAGAGCAAAGGCACAACCUAUUUUCAUCCGGUGGCCACAGCAACUACAACUAAUACAAAUGGGAAUGUGAAGCGUAUAAAAAUUUACAGACGCAGUAGACGUAGACGCAGCAUCAAGUCAGCUCACAUCUCAAAUAUACUCUUGGCGGACUAUGCGACUUAUAUGGAAUCUGUACGAAGCCAGCGUUUGGGCUAUGCUCACCUGGUUGGGUCGUAGAUCUGA